GUGGAGGCGUAAAAUAGAAUUGGGGGUUUGCUAAAACCCUAGAAGACUCUCUGAACGGUCAACAGACGACGGACCAUGGCGGACCAGGAGCUCCAGCUGCUCUCAGCUUUCCUCGCUAUGGAGCCCACCGACUCUCUGAUCGGCCUGGCCAGGGAAUGCGGUGGAGGGUCGGUUACUGAGAGAGUUCAGAGGUUUAUUUGGGAGCAUUGCAUAACCAAAUAUGCGGGGAAACUAUAUGCGCCUUAUCUGAGGAAGUUUCUGAAGAAGCUUAUUGCUGAAGUUGAGUUGAACCACGGUGAUGUGAUUGAUGAGUUAUACGAACAUUAUGCACAUUACAUGACUACUUUGAAGGAGAAUGAUUUGGAGAAAGAUAAUGCAAGGGUCUUCAAGUACAUUUCAUUUCUUUUUCCUGAUGGUUGUCUUGAACUUUCAAGAUGUUUGGAAUCAAGGAAACUGAUGGUUCAGCUGCAAUGUUCUCUCAACAUGCUUGAAGGAGAUACUGGGUGUUCAGUUUGGCCAUCAAGUCUUCUUUUGUCAGAGUACAUACUUUCAUUUCCAGAAUUGUUCUCUAAUAAGUCAUGCUUUGAGGUCGGUUCGGGUGUUGGUUUGGUUGGCAUCUGUCUUGCCCAUGUGAAAGCAUCCAAGGUCAUACUAAGUGAUGGUGACCUGUCAACUUUAGCAAACAUGAAGCUUAAUCUGGAACUGAACCACUUGAGCGUUGAAACUGAUAUGUCAGAAACUACUGAAGAUCCAAAUAUGGUAAAAUGCAUUCAUCUGCCAUGGGAAUCUGUGUCAGAGAAGGAGCUUCAAAACCACAAGCCAGAUAUAAUUUUGGGUGCAGAUGUAAUAUACGAUCCAGUAUGCCUCCCACAUCUUGUUCGAGUACUUACCCUUCUUUUAAACCAGGCAAAACCGUAUCCUGACCAGUGCAGUGGUAAUCAUCCGGGCUUUUCAUUGGGAAGUAAAAGUAGUAGUGAUGCUAAAGUCAAUGUAACUCAUGAAGCAAAUGCUAACAAUGGUGAUGAAUCCGAUGCUUCUCUAUGCAAAAGAACAGACAAUGGUGCCUCAAAUGUUGGAUUGAAGAAGCGUCCGACAGCUUUAAUUGCUUCUGUCAUUCGCAAUGUCAACACAUUCAAUAAGUUUCUCACUUUGCUAGACGAGGCCAACCUUACCAUCGACGACCUAACUGAAUCGCUUAGACCUCAAAAUUUUCUUCCUUACAUGAAAUCAUAUGAUCGCACGAAAAAAGUCAUAUCAUUGUUAAAAGAGGAGCUGAAGAACCAAGGAGAGGUUGCAGUGGAGCCGAUUCAUUUAUGGGCUACCCCAAGAUCACUGAGUACAAGCCUCAUGUACUCUUUUGCUCAGAGGGAUGACAUAGAAGUGCUUGAUGAACCGCUCUACGCAACUUUCCUUCGGGUGACAGGUUUUGAUAGGCCCUACAGGGAGGAAGUACUUUCCCAAAUGGAACCUGAUGGAAAUAAAGUCGUAAAUGAGAUCAUUCUUGGUCCAGGAAGCAAGAAGUAUCGCUUCUGUAAGCAUAUAGCAAAGCAACGUGUCCCUGGCUUACCAAUUGAUCUAAUGAAGAAAGGAAAGCAUGUCAUUUUGACAAGGAAUCCCCUUGAUAUAUUGCCAUCCUUUGGCAAGGUUGUGCCUCCAACCCUUGUUGAGUUAGGUUUCGCAGAUCUGGUCUGUAUAUACAGUGAGCUCUCCCAAUUGGGGAAGCCCCCACCUGUCAUUGAUGCAGCCGAACUUCAAGAAGAUCCUGAGCGUACACUGCGCGGACUUUGUGAAGACUUGGAUAUCCCUUUUCAGUCCACAAUGCUCAAGUGGGAGGCUGGUUCGAAACCAGUAGAUGGCGUUUGGGCUCCAUGGUGGUAUGAGAGUGUGCAUAAAUCAACAUGCUUUCAGCCAGCAAAAAAAUAUCCCAUGCCAUUUCCUUUUCCUCUGUAUGAUGUACUUGAGCAAAGUCUACCCUUCUACAACUUCCUUCGGCGCCAUUUGAGGCAGACAUCAUGCCUUAUGAAGUCUGGUUUGCCUGAACCCGAACUCCCAGUUCCAGAAAAUGAGACGUUACUUGCAUGGGUUGGUGAUGAGAUUGUUCCACGAGAGAGUGCAAAGGUUUCUGUGUUCGACUCGGUUGUCCAAGGUGGUGAUUCAGUUUGGGAGGGACUUCGAGUUUACCAGGGGAAAAUAUUUAAGCUUGAAGAACAUUUGGAUAGGUUAUUUGACUCAGCAAAGGCUUUGGCAUUCAACAAUGUUCCUACUCGUGAAGAGGUUAAAGAAGCCAUAUUCAGAACUCUUAUUCGGAAUGGAAUGUUUGACAAUUCACACAUCCGACUAAGUUUAACUCGUGGCAAAAAGGUUACUUCUGGCAUGAGCCCAGCAUUCAAUCUUUACGGAUGCACCUUGAUUGUGCUUGCUGAAUGGAAACCCCCCGUGUAUGACAAUACAAAGGGUAUAACUCUUGUUACAGCUACAACACGUCGUAAUUCACCGAAUAAUUUGGAUUCAAAGAUUCACCACAAUAACCUGCUCAACAAUAUCCUUGCAAAGAUAGAAGGCAAUAAUGCAAGCGCUGAUGAUGCAAUCAUGCUUGACAAGGAUGGUUAUGUAUCUGAAACAAAUGCUACAAACAUUUUUUUAGUGAAGAAAGGCGGUGUAUUGACACCUCAUGCUGAUUACUGCCUUCCUGGUGUGACUCGAGCAACUGUUAUGGACCUUGUGGUGCAGGAGAAGUUUCCCCUACAGGAGAGAAAUAUCAGCCUAUCAGAGUUCCAUACUGCAGAUGAGGUAUGGACAACCGGAACAAUGGGAGAACUCAGUCCUGUUGUGAAGAUUGAUGGGCGUCUAGUUGGUGACGGAAAAGUGGGGCCCGUGACCCGAAGAUUGCAAAAUGCUUACAAACAGCUGACAGCAGAGUCUGGGGUGCCAAUACCAACCUAUCAUGAAAAGUGAUGAUUAUUGUUUCAAAGGGGUGUAAACUGUAAUUAGCAAUGGAGAAGUGAAUCUCUUGGUGUAUUGGUGGUAUUGACUACAGCUUCUGUGAAAUAAAUGAAUAAAAGGACCAAUUCUCUCAACAGCCCAAUGAUAGUUGAUGCAGAUGUGCAAGCUUUAUUGCUUUUGUAAUUUCAUUUUCUUUCUUUUUAGGGAGAACUCAAAAUGAACAACUUUGCUUUUGUAAGCUCUAUUGCUAUUGUUACAAACAAUUUGUACCAUUAUGCUGCAAUAAAUAAGUUCUUCUUUUGCUCA
Messenger RNA from Rosa rugosa (rugosa rose), 3249 nucleotides. RefSeq names its product branched-chain-amino-acid aminotransferase-like protein 1. The record is from RefSeq and is a predicted model, not a curated record. Gene Ontology annotation, molecular function: catalytic activity. NCBI's taxonomy places the organism in Eukaryota, Viridiplantae, Streptophyta, Magnoliopsida, Rosales, Rosaceae. Bases 76 to 2955 code for a protein of 959 amino acids. Gene Ontology annotation, biological process: carboxylic acid metabolic process. The transcript has 31 exons.